CUCGCGCAGCCGAACCCUCGCUUUCCCCACCAUCACCGCCGCCGGCCGCCGAUCCCGUCGCCGGUCGCCCUGCGGCGCCUCCCGAGCCUCGUCGCAGCCGUUCUCCGUCCCCCCUGACCCCAUCGACACCACCGCCCGCCGCACUUGUUCAGAGUUCAAGCUACCAGCAAUGGCGGCACCCCAGAGCCCACAGAUCUGGGCGACCUCGACCUCGACCUGCACCGUGGAGAGGGCGGGGGGCGCGCACUUGUUUAGGAUCGACGGCUACAGCCUGUCCAAGGGCCUCGGCAAGGGCAACUUCAUCCCGUCGGCCACCUUCGCCGUCGGCGGCCACGACUGGCGCCUCCUCUUCUACCCCGACGGCGACACAGAGGCAAGAAACGGCUCCAUCUCGGUCCACCUCGAGCUCAUGGACGAGGGCGUGGAGGUGAGGGCGCUGUACGAUCUGACGCUGUUCAAGCAAGCCGAACCGAAGUCGGGGUGCUUGAUGUGGACAAAACCGACGGAGCCGGUGGUGUUCAGCCGCUCCCCUGGUAAAACCUCGCACCGGGGCCAUUCCAAUUUCGCGGGGAGGAGCAUGCUCGAAGCUUGGUCGUACUUGAACUUCCCCCGCGACGUCCUUAUCGUUAAUUGCAAGCUCCUUGUUAUCAAGCUCAAGGAAGCACAGAUGCCAAAAACCAGAAUGAACUUUGAGACCAUCCAAGUGCCGCCUUCAGACCUAUCGCAUAAUCUUGGAAGUUUGCUAGAGGCGGGGGAGGAAUCGGAUGUGUCUUUCAAGGUCAAAGAUGAGGUUUUCACUGCCCAUAAAAUCGUCCUUGCAAUGCGGUCGCCGGUCUUCAAGGCGGAGCUCUAUGGGCCGAUGAGGGGCAAGUGCGGGCAGAGCAUAGCCAUUGAAGACAUGGAGCCCGCUGUUUUCAAAGCGCUGCUUCACUUUAUCUACACAGAUGAGUUGCCGCCCAUGGACGACCUUGAUGGUGAUGAUGACAAAGAAGAAAUGGUCAAGCAUUUGCUCGUGGCUUCGGAUAGGUAUGCCAUGGAAAGGAUGAAGUUGAUGUGCGAGAGAAAACUUUGCAAGUUUCUUGAUGCCAAGACUGUGGCGGCCACGUUAGCUCUUGCGGACCAGUAUCAUUGCAGCAAGCUCAAAGAUGCCUGCAUUGGAUUUAUCAACUCUUUGGACAGAAUGGAUGAAGUGAUGACUAGUACAGGGUAUCAACACCUGAAAAGAGCAUGUCCUACUAUCUGUAUUGAUAUAUGGGAGAAAGCCGCCAAGGCUCGCAAAAUAUAGUAUGAUUGCCACAGGUUAGCUUUAGUGUAGUUACUUCAGUAUCCUUUAUGUUGCAGUAGAACGUGCCAAAACGUCUUCCUGGGGUCGAAAGGAAUGCUGGAAACAACUUAGUUUGAACUGAAUUUUAUAUAUGCACUGAAGUUCCUGGAGAUUGUCAAGGGAUUGAUUGAUCAGAAAAAUCAUUGCUGUUUCGCUUUUGCGUUGAUUUCUUCAGGUCGUUUCGCUCUCUCCGUAAUCUAUGUAACCUGGGCAGUCCAGUUCUUUUCCUUCCCUUUGUUGUUGUUUCCCGUGUCUCUGCCAUGUGCAGUGGGGUCGUGUAACCUGUUCAGCUUCAGUGUAGUUACUUCAGUUGAGGCUGUAGCAAUCUGAGAUUAGUUUUUUUAUUUCUUAAGUAUCGGUUAUCGGGGAUCU
Triticum dicoccoides is the source of this 1696-nucleotide messenger RNA. RefSeq names its product BTB/POZ and MATH domain-containing protein 1-like. NCBI's taxonomy places the organism in Eukaryota, Viridiplantae, Streptophyta, Magnoliopsida, Poales, Poaceae. Gene Ontology annotation, biological process: protein ubiquitination. The transcript has a single exon. Gene Ontology annotation, molecular function: protein binding. The record is from RefSeq and is a predicted model, not a curated record. The coding region runs from base 170 to 1285 and encodes 371 amino acids.